AAUUUCUCCCCCACCAUGUCUUCUGAACGGCGUGCGGCCAUUGAGGCCAAGAAAGCGAAGCUUGAGCAAAUGCGAGAGGCGCGUAAAGCACGGCAAACAACAAAGCCUCGAACCUCUGGCGCUGCAGACACUCCUCCCACUCGAGAAAUCGACAGAGCUGAUUUAAACCGUGUACUAGACGACAUACUCGGUCCUAGCAGCGGCGACGGGUCACCAUUUCGCUCAGCAAGCCCCUCCCUAGCGAAUCUGGCAAGCUCUGGCCGCGUUAGCCAAGCUAGCAAUCUUCCUCCAGAGCACUCGAGCCCAAGGCCCUCUCAUGCUGUUUCAAGUGGAGGGACCGACAAUGUGAUGGAACGUGAAAUUACUCCGCGAUACCUUCCAGACCUCGUCGACGUACAACAGGACUUAUUUGAGCUCCCGCAAAAGAUGAGGACGAUCAAAUACGAGAAACAAAUCCAGACGAUGGAAAUGGAGACCGAAGCGCCAGAGGCCGUAGAAGAGAAGAUUCGACAACAAGUUAUCAUGCAGCAACAUCUCGAGGCAGAGCGAGUAGCCUAUGAGAAAGCACUAGAGGAGGAAUCCAAGAAGCUCGAUCAAGAAAUUGAAGAGGAAGUUCGAGAGUUGACAGAGGAAGAACGCAUCGCAUUCUUGGCCGACCCGAAAGUGCUCGAUUUUAUUGACGACUCGACGAAAAUAUUCCAUCGUGUGCUCAAUGAUCGAUAUAAUUACAUGAGCGACUAUACCCAAGGGGCGGACGCUAACGGCGACGAUUCCGAAGGACGACGUGUCAAGCGGGUUUGCGAGUUUUGGAAUGAACGAUACGGAAAAAAUCGGUCGAUAACUGAUGUUGACUGGUCACCUAAAUUUCCUGAACUCACAGUAGCCUCGUACAACAAGAAUCAUGCGGCUCUCAACGAACCCGCAGGCAUUGUUGCCGUCUGGAAUACUCACUCAAUCGAGCGACCUGAAUUCGUUUUCCACUCACCGUCCGAUGUUCUCUCAGUCCUAUUUUCCCCAUUUCAUUCCAACCUGAUCUUUGGAGGGACCUAUUCGGGCCAGAUCCUCUUGUGGGAUAACCGGUCUAAGCAUUUACCCGUUCUAAAAACGCCUCUUUCUGCUGCUGGACACACUCAUCCAGUUUAUGCCAUCCAAAUGGUUGGGACACAGAACGCCCAUAAUCUUAUUACAAGCAGUACAGAUGGCACUGUCUGUAGCUGGCUUGUUGAUAUGCUAGCUCAGCCGCAGGAAACACUUGAACUGAUACAUGCAGGACACAACAAAACAGGCGAAGUCGCAAUUACUGCGCUCGAUUUUCCCAAUAACGAAACAACCACAUUCUGGGUCGGAACGGAGGAGGGCAAUGUGUACCAGGCCAACCGCUAUGACCGUGCUGGCGCGAAAGCAGGCCUCAAUCAGUAUGACAUGUACAAGGGCCAUUCUGGGCCAGUCAUGGGCCUUCAUUUCCAUCCAUUAGCUGGCCCAGUUGACCUAUCAGACCUAUUCUUAACAUGUUCAGUUGAUUGGACGGUCAAGUUGUGGCGAGCCAAAUCUCUCUCGAAACCCUCGACAGCGCCGCAUGGAAUCAGCCCGUUAUAUUCCUUCGACGAAGCAGACGACUACGUCUACGAUGUGAAAUGGCAUCCACAACACCCUGCGAUGUUUGGGUCUGUUGAUGGUUCAGGCAAGUUCGACCUGUGGAAUUUAAAUGCAGACACGGAGGUACCCGUCGUGUCAACGAGUGUUGGAUCUGGCCGGGCGAUUAAUAAGCUGCAAUGGAAUAAGGAUGGACGACACGCAGCUUUGGGAGGAAGCGAUGGUAGGCUGUAUGUCUAUGACAUCGGGGAUUUGGGUGCCUCUCGAGGGGAAGUGGAAUGGUCAGAAAUGCAGAAAGUAGUCGCCGGCAUCCAGCAGCCGAAUGUCGAUAAGUAG
Molecule: messenger RNA, 1929 nt
Organism: Mycena indigotica
Lineage: Eukaryota; Fungi; Basidiomycota; Agaricomycetes; Agaricales; Mycenaceae
Product: WD-REPEATS-REGION domain-containing protein
Exons: 10
Coding region: 16-1929 (637 amino acids)
Biological process (GO): transport along microtubule
Cellular component (GO): cytoplasmic dynein complex
Molecular function (GO): dynein heavy chain binding; dynein light chain binding
Source: RefSeq, a predicted model, not a curated record